AGGGCGCAGGAGAGGCUCUGCGCGCGCGUUGCGCAGGGCCUCCGCCGGGCGGCACAUGCCCUGACGCCCCCCGAUGUGCCCCGGCCGAGGCGGCGGCAGGACAUGGACGUCCUACCACGGGCCUCCGCGGGGGGGUCGCCGGCCUCCGGGGGACCUACCGGGCGGCGAAGAGGUGGUGCCUGGAGAGGAUCUACGUCGUCAAAAGCUCUGGUUCCACCACUACGACCGCACGGUCGCCCUGCUCUGCCACCGGCGGCGGCAGCUCUCGCAGCGCGGCGUGGCCACCUUCUACCACGAGUCCCCGCAGGCCGCCGCGGCCAGGCAGUUCCACCGCCGGUGUACGACUUCACGCAGAUGCAGCACGGCGUCAGGUCCAGGGGCCUCUGACGCCUCCCGGCCUCGCGCCCCGCGAGGCGCGCGGCCGCCGGAGGUCUCGCCGGCCGCAGGGCAUCGCAGCGGUGCGGAGCGGCUGGAGGCUCGGGCGCCUGAGUGGCCGCCCGCACCGCGCUCCCAGGGGAGCCGCAGGCAGGGGCGUGGAAGGCACCGCUCGUGCCCCUCGUCCCGCGCGAGGAGGCAGCUGCGGGCGGAGGGGAGGCGCGCUCACGGGCAGCGCGCGGGGCCCGCCCUCGCGCCCGACGCGUGCCGUCGUAUCGCUCUCCAAGGCUCGGUGUAGGCGGCCGCUGGGGGGCCUCGAGGGCCAGGCGGUCGUCACGGAGGGGGCGCGUCACGGGAAGGGGGUCGGUCAGGCGCCCGACUUGUGCGACAGCGCCCCCCCCCCCGUCCAUUGGCCGCUCGCAGGCAGGCGUGCGUCAGGCCCUCCUUGGCCCCGCGCCUCGGAUCAGAGGACUCAAGUGGUACAAGGAUGCCGCCGAUUCCCGGUCCCUCGCCCCCCCCCCUGGCUGGGUCUGCUUGGGAAGCCGGGUCAGACCGCACCCAGGGCAAGACCCACGGGAGUACAGCCCGGACGCUGCAGUGAGAGCCAGCCUGGGCUCUGGAGGGGCUCUGGUUUUCGGGCCGUUCCUCGGGUCUUGGUCGGGGAGCCUAUUCGGGGCCGGGGUUCGCCGCGCCCCUUCGUUCCCCUGGCCGCGUUCCCCAUGGCAGCACGAUGCCCGUGUCGAUACCGGGACCUUUGCGUGCCCCGAUCCUGCUCACUCCUGCGUCGCUUCCAGGUUUUGUGCGAUCCCUGUGCAGAAGCGUCCUGCCCAGUGUACAGGGAGCGGGCGCUCCAUCAGCCUUCCGAGCUCCGUGCGGCCCGCAGCCUUUCAAAAACCACGACAGGGCGGAGGUGCGUGUUCUCGGUGCGAGAA
Messenger RNA from Prorocentrum cordatum, 1307 nucleotides. Lineage: Eukaryota; Dinophyceae; Prorocentrales; Prorocentraceae. The record is from the annotation of a GenBank genome assembly.